Molecule: messenger RNA, 3350 nt
Organism: Thrips palmi
Lineage: Eukaryota; Metazoa; Arthropoda; Insecta; Thysanoptera; Thripidae
Product: serine/threonine-protein phosphatase 6 regulatory ankyrin repeat subunit B-like
Exons: 2
Coding region: 78-3326 (1082 amino acids)
Molecular function (GO): protein binding
Source: RefSeq, a predicted model, not a curated record
CUGAGCAAUCGCAAGCUCUGGGACGCUCGACACUCACCUCACCAGUACGCUGGUAGGGGCGGCAGCGGGCGGACACGAUGCGUCACAGGAAGACAGCUCAGCCGGGCAGACGCACGACUUCAGGCCCCACCGUCACCAAGAUGGGAGCAACCGACGGGACAGACCUGCACUUCGCCGCUGAAGCUGGCCAGGCAGACGCAGUCAAGCAGCUCAUAGCGAAGGGCUGCAGCGUGGAGGCCGCUGCAGUAGACGGCCAGACUGCGCUUCACUUCGCCGCGCGAGGGGGACAUCUUGACGUCGUCCGACUCCUCGUCGAAAAGGGGUGCGACAUGCGGGCUGCUUCGAGGGACGGUCGGACUGCACUUCACUUGGCCUCUGAGAAAGGGAAUCUCGGCGUGGUCCAGCUGCUUCUGGAGAAAGGGGGCGAGGUCGACGCGCCGACGAAAGCCGGGUGGACUUGCCUCCACUUCGCCGCUGAAAAGGGCCAUCUUGGUGUAAUGAGACUGCUCGUGGAAAAAGGGUGCAACUUGCAGGCUGCGACGAAGAGACGGCAGACUGCCCUGGGCCUGGCCGUGCGCCACGAGCACGUUGAGGCGGUCAGACUGCUGGUGGAAAGUGGCUGCGUGGUGCGGGCGGGGGCGAGGGACAGCCAGGCCGCACUUCACUUGGCUGUUGACUGUGGUGACGACGAUUUGGCCAUACUUCUAGUGGAGAAGGGUUGCGGCGUUUCGGACAAAUGCGGCAAGGAGGCAUUUCACUAUGCGAGUCGCGAUGGUGAUAUCAAGUUGGUGAAAUUGCUGAUAGAUAAGGGGUGUGAUAUCAUGGCGGCGGAAGGGGAUGGUGAAACCGCUUUUCACAUGGCCGUUCGAUACCGCCGGACGGAUGUGGCCAAGCUGCUGGUGGAAAGUGGAUGCAACGUCCAUGCGACGACACGGGACGGCCAAAAUGCACUUCACGUCGCCGCUCAAAGAGGCCUUCUGGAUGUCGCUGAACUGCUGAUCGAAAAGGGAGUCGAUGUGGAAGCCACUUCGAAACACGGAGAGACAGCGAUCUACCUCGCUGCUCAAGGGGGCGCUCUCGACGUGGCCAAGCUGCUCAUCGAAAAGGGGUGCGACUUGAACGCUGUGACAAAAGACGGCGAGACUGCAGUUCAUCGUGCUGCCGGAGGGGAUCACCUUGACGUAGUCAAACUGCUCCUAGAAAAAGGGUGCGACGUGAAUGCAACCACGAAAGACGGCCGGACAGCUCUGCACUUUGCAACAGACGAGUGCAGCAUAGAGGUCGUCCGACUACUCUUAGAUCAAGGCUGCGAUGCGGCCGUGGUGUCCGAAGAGGGUUUCACCGCGCUCCACCUUCCGCUUCGUUGGUGCUACGUCGAUGAUGAGAAAAGGCAACUGGUGCGGCUGCUCCUUGAAAAAGGCAGCGCCGAUAAUGUAGUUUCAGCGAAAGGCUGGACUCCUCUUCACUUUGCGUCCGAGUUUGGCGAGCUAGACCUCGUCAGCCUGCUCAUCGAAAGGAAGUGUGACGUUUCUGCGACGGCUUUAGACGGAAAGACUGCCCUGCACUGUGCCGCUCGCAGUGGCCACGUUGAAGUGCUGAAGCUGCUUUUGGAGAAGGGGUGCGACGUGUCAGCGGCAACAGCAGACGGCCAGACAGCACUCCACGUUGCUAUUCUCCACCACAGUCGAGAGGCAGCCAAGUUGCUCAUAGAAAAGGGCUGCGACGUGAGAGCGAGGACGAAGGCCGGCCAGACUGCGCUUCACUGCGCUGCCACGGAUGGCUGGAAGGAGGAAGUGAACAUGCUCCUUGAAAGGGGCAGCGAACUGGAGGCGACCGCGGAAGGCUCCACUGCUCUCCUCUUGGCGUUAACUGGCGGCCACCUGAACGUGGCCAAACUUCUCGUGGAGAAGGGCAGCGACGUGAAGGUUGCAUCGGAAGACGGCGAGACUCCGCUCCACUUUGCCGCAGACCAGGGCCACCUCGACUUGGCCGAACUGCUCGUGGAGAGAGGGUGCGACGUGGACGCGGCGGCAGGCGACGGCCGGACUGCCCUCCACUGCGCCGCGGAGCACCGCAGGCUGUCCGUGGUCCGCGUGCUCACGCAGGCAGGCUGCCGCGCGGACGCGGCCUCCAGGGACGGCCAGACGGCCCUCCACCUGGCGGCCGCCAAGGGCCACCUCGACACCGCCACUCUGCUCGCGGACCAGGGCUGCGACCUGGGGGCCGCCGACGAGCAGGGUCGCACUGCCCUCCACCGCGCUGCCGCCGAGGGCCACCUCGAUGUGGCCAAGCUGCUCGCGGGGAGAGGGUGCGACGUGGACGCGGCGACGGAAGACGGUCGCACGGCUCUGCACCUUGCUGCCGGCAAAGGCCACCUGGAGAUGCUCAAGCUGCUCAUGGAGAGGGGCUGCGACGCGCGUGCGUCCGCAAAGGACGGGCAGACUGCUCUGCACGCGGCCUCCAGGAAUCGCAGGGUUGCUGCGGUCAACCUGCUCCUGGAAAAGGGUCUCGACGUCGACGCUGCCGCCACGGACGGCAGGACCGCCCUCCACGUUGCCGCCGAGCGGGGCCUCCUUGACGUGGCCAAGGUCCUCGUCAGGAAGGGGUGCGACGUCGACGCGGCCGCGGAGGACGGACAGACCCCUCUCCAUGUGGCCGCACUCAACAACUGCCGAGGCGUUGUCAAACUACUCAUUGACAGUGGGUGCGACGUCAAUGCGCAAACCAAAGACGGCCGCACUGCUCUCAACAUGGCCAUCUUGAACGGGCACUCGGCGGUGGCGAAGCUGCUCGUGCAAGCGGGGUGCGGUGUGGAGUCGAAGACUGAAGACGGCCGGACUGCCUUCCUGCUGGCCGCCUGCAAGGGCGACCUCGGCGUCCUCAAAGUGCUGCUGGACAGAGGGUGCGACUCCAGGGCGGUGGCCGCGCGCGGCGAGACCGCCCUGCACUGGGCCUGUGCGAGCGGCAGGCUGGACGCGGUCAAGCUGGUCCUGAGGCGGGGCUGCGACGUGGACGCGGCCACUGCAGACGGCGAGACCGCUCUGCACUGGGCCUGUGCGAAUGGCAGGCCUGCCAUCGUCAGGCGCGUCUUGAAGAGGCGCUGCGACGUCAACGCGGCGACGGCCGACGGCCGGACGGCUGUGCACUUCGCCGCGCAGAAAGGCCACCUCGGAGUGGUGAAGCUGCUCAUGGAACAGGGGUGCGACGUGGGGGCCAAGACGAGAGGCGGUGACACUGCACUCAGCUUUGCCUCUGAGAAUGGCAAUCUAGCGAUAAUUAGUCUACUCACAGGAAAUAAAUGUGAUUUGUCUGCUGAAGCAAGCUAGAAAUAAAGCAGAUUUCUAUUCGUU